AUGAAUCCCUUAAUGCUGAACCACUUCAGCACGUCACAGACUCAACAAACACCUCGACUCAGACAAGAAGGGAACUUCGAGAAGUUCACGCAGAUCAAGGAGCAGUUUAAAAAGCUUCAUUGGUUUCUGGAGGAGGAAGAGGAGGCCAGGAUGGCUGCACUGAGGGAGGAAGAGGAGCAGAAGAGUGGGAUGAUGAAGGAGAAGAUUGAGGCUCUGAGCAGAGACAUAACGGCUCUUUCAGACACAAUCAGAACCACAGAGGACGAGCUGAGAGCUGAAGACGUCUCGUUCCUGCUCAACUACAAGGCUGCAGUGGAUCGAGUCCAGCAGCGCCCCCUGCUGGAUGACCCACAGCUGGCGUCAGGAGCUCUGAUAGACGAGGCCAAACAUCUGGCCAACCUGAGCUUCAAAAUCUGGAACAAGAUGAAGGACGUGGUCUCCUACAGUCCUUUGGUUCUGGACCCAAACACUGCUAAUCCAGUACUCGUCCUGUGUGAAGAUCUGACCAGUUUGAUACGAGCACAGAAACAGAAGCUUCCUAACAAUCCAGAGAGGUUUGAUCAUUACUACUUAGUACUGGGAUCUGAGGGGUUUAACUCAGGGACUCACAGCUGGGACGUCCUGGUUGGAGACAGUACAUGCUGGGCACUGGGUGUAAGAGCAGAGUCUCUCCAGAGGAAGGGAAAUAAACCGUCUGGAUCAUGGGGAAUAUGGUUCCAUAAAGGUAAAUACUCGGCAGGGUCACCAUCAGUAUCACCUGAUCUCUCUGUGCAGAAGAUCCAGAGGAUCAGAGUGAAACUGGACUGGAACAGAGGAAAACUG
Molecule: messenger RNA, 822 nt
Organism: Limanda limanda (common dab)
Lineage: Eukaryota; Metazoa; Chordata; Actinopteri; Pleuronectiformes; Pleuronectidae
Product: nuclear factor 7, brain-like
Exons: 3
Source: RefSeq, a predicted model, not a curated record